Entelurus aequoreus (snake pipefish) is the source of this 1315-nucleotide messenger RNA. RefSeq names its product zinc finger CCHC domain-containing protein 24-like. The record is from RefSeq and is a predicted model, not a curated record. Bases 644 to 1297 code for a protein of 217 amino acids. The transcript is spliced from 5 exons. Lineage: Eukaryota; Metazoa; Chordata; Actinopteri; Syngnathiformes; Syngnathidae. Gene Ontology annotation, molecular function: zinc ion binding; nucleic acid binding.
CCGACACGGCGUUAAAUAGUACAUUGAACAUACAUUAAUACAUAAUUGACUGUUUAUGUCAAUAGUUACCACUUUAUCUCAAAUAGUUGUCCUCUAGUGCUGUUGUCCUCCAGCUUUACGUAACGUUCCUCGAAGGAGUUUAGCAUGUAGCAUCCUGGACGCUAUUAGCUAGCGAGCUAACUAACGGUUUAGCUAAAUUAAGGCGAAAUAUUCCGUCUUAAAACGUCUAAAAAUGACUGUCGCUUUCAUGGUAGUUGUGUAACGUUCUGCUUGUGUAGCCGAAAGAACGUUCUGCUUGUGCAGCCGAAAGAAGACUACAUUCCACGGAGACUCAGCAAAAAUACCAGGAAUUAGACGGCACCAUUAAAAUAACAAGAAUAAACAAAAAUGGCCGCCGUCGUGUUAUAAAGCAUAUCCAAUAAUACCUCAAGUUGUCUUAAGUGGAGGAAGAAGAUGCUUUCUUGUUUGGGGCUGAUGUCUGCUCCAGGAAGAGUGUCGAUGGGCGACGGCCGACGGCGGAGUCUCCGUCGCCCCCCACAUCACACCCAUCCAGCUGCAGGGGGAAGGCAAAGAGGGGCGACCCAGGCAGACUGCCGCACUCUCAGCGGCGCUUCUGACGGAGCUCAGGCCGAGCAGAGGCGUCAUGAUGUCGGCUGUGGAGACGUCGGCGUGCCGGCCUGCUGCAGCACAACUGCUCAACUGGGUCUACAUGUCCCUGCAGGACGACGCCCGGGACUCGAACCACUCGGAGCCCACUGCUGCUGACCUGACCACCAACUACCUGAACAACUUCUUGCACCUGAGGACCGAGUCCUUCAACCACAACCUGUGCAAGGUUUCCUCGCCCCACGGUUCCCUGGGCAACAUCGUGGAAGGCCUGAGCUGUCUGGCGGACCACUUCUCCAACCUCUCCCUGUCCCCCGACUCCCGCAAGCACGGCAGCAAGAGGCCUCCUCCGCCCAACUACCUGUGCCACCUUUGCUUCAACAAGGGUCACUACAUCAAAGAUUGUCCACAGGCUCGACCCAAGGGCCAGGGCCUGACGCCCUAUCAGGGCAAGAAGAGAUGUUUCGGCGAGUACAAAUGCCCGAAAUGCAAGAGAAAGUGGAUGAGCGGAAACUCUUGGGCCAACAUGGGACAAGAGUGCAUCAAGUGCCACAUCAACGUGUACCCUCACAAGCAGCGUCCUCUGGAGAAGCCGGAUGGGCUGGACGUGUCCGACCAGCGCAAGGAGCAUCCGCAGCACUUGUGUGAGAAAUGCAAAAUCCUGGGCCACUACUGCCGCCAGGACGAAUAAUAGUGUCACUCUGUGGUG